GCAGCUUCUCUCCGCUGGAGCCGCCAGGCAGAAGCCGUGGCUGCCGAUCCCCGCGGACUGACAGUGGGCGGGGAGCGGAACGCGGGAGCCCGGCGCGCGUCGCCAGACAAGUGUUUUUGUACGAGGCCGCGGCGCCUGCCUGAACGCAGAGUGCACGGGAUGCGAGCGGCUGCAGCGGCUGUGCCAGGAGGACCCGAGCGCCGUUGACCUGAGCGAGGGGACACACUCCCCCGGGUCGUCUGAGUGCGGGGGAGGGGACGGCGGGAGCGCGAGGCGCACGCCGGGCGGGGCAGGGGGUCAGUGAUGACCGGGCGCGCGGGGAGGCAGCACGCCGCCGCCGCCGCCGCCCGGAGCAUCUGCCGCCUGAGCUGCGGAUCGCGGCCACCGCCCGGGCCAUGGAGACGCUGAACGGCCCCGCGGGCGGCGGCGCCCCGGACACCAAGCCGCAGCCUGCCGGCCAGCAUCACCGCCACCACCACCUGCACCCGCUGGCCGAGAGGAGGCGGCUGCACCGUGCACCCUCGCCUGCCAGACCGUUCCUCAAGGACCUGCACACGCGGCUCGCCACGGCCACCCCCUCUGCGGGCCGAGCCUCGACUCCUGCCGCUCCUCGCUCGCCUAGCCUUGCCGGGAAGGCGCCGCCGUCGCCCGGGCCCCCGGCCGCGCCCGGUCGCCUUUCCCGACGCAGCGGCGUAGUCCCCGGCGCGAAGGACAAGCCGCCGCCGGGUGCCGGAGCCAGGUUGGCUGGCGGCGCCAAGGCCGCCCCGGGGACCAGGAGGGCGGCGCGCGCGGGGCCCGCGGAGCCACUGUCCCGGGUCGGGAAGCCGGUUGGGGCCGAGCCACCGCCUGCCGUCGCGAAGGGCCGCAAAGCCAAGCGGGGCCCCGGGACGCCUCCAUCUCGCGCCGUCGUGACCCCGGCUCCCGCCGUCCGGGUCCCUGCCGUGACCCUCUCUGUGACCUCGGUGGCUGGCUCUCGUAUCAGCCACACGGACAGUAGUUCGGAUCUCUCUGACUGCGCCUCCGAACCCUUGUCUGAUGAGCAGCGUCUGCUCCCCGCUGCCAGCAGCGACGCCGAGUCGGGCACCGGCUCCAGUGACCGGGAACCCCUGCGCGGAGCACCCACUCCGAGCUCCGGAUCUCGCGGGCCGCUGCCGGGCAGCCCGGAGCCCCCUACGCUGCUCGCGGCGCCCCCUGUCGCCAGUGCCUGUCUCGGGGGCCGUAGCAGCCCAGGCGGGGCCCCCUCAGGGUCCCCGGGACUCGGUUCUCAGGAGGAUGUUGGGGGCCGAGUGCCACCGGAGCGGACUAUUCUCGGGACCCUCAAGGAUUCUAGCUUGGGCGAACAGCCCCGGCUCUUGGUGGUGGCAGAGGAAGAGGAGCUGCUGAGAGAGAUGGAAGAACUGCGCUCGGAGAACGACUACCUCAAGGACGAGCUGGAUGAACUUCGAGCAGAGAUGGAGGAGAUGAGAGACAGCUAUCUGGAGGAGGACGGUUACCAGCUGCAGGAGCUCCGGAGAGAGCUGGACCGUGCUAACAAGAACUGCAGAAUCCUGCAGUACCGACUCAGGAAGGCUGAGCAGAAAAGUCUGAAGGUGGCAGAAACAGGGCAGGUGGACGGGGAACUUAUCCGAAGCCUGGAGCAGGACUUGAAGGUAGCCAAAGAUGUGUCUGUCAGAUUACACCAUGAACUUGAGACCGUGGAGGAGAAGCGUGCUAAAGCUGAAGAUGACAAUGAAACGCUCCGGCAGCAGAUGAUCGAGGUGGAGGUAUCCAGACAGGCCCUCCAGAAUGAGCUGGAGAGACUGAAAGAGAGUUCUCUGAAGAGAAGAGGCAGCCGGGAACUGUACAAAGAGAAGAAACUUGUUAACCAGGAUGACAGUGCGGAUUUGAAGUGUCAGCUUCAGUUUGCCAAAGAGGAAGCUUCCCUGAUGCGCAAAAAGAUGGCCAAGUUGGGGCGGGAGAAGGACGAGUUGGAACAGGAAUUGCAGAAGUAUAAGUCCCUCUAUGGUGAUGUGGAUAGUCCCCUCCCAACAGGGGAGGCUGGAGGUCCCCCCAGCACCAGGGAGGCAGAGCUGAAGCUGAGGCUGAAGUUGGUGGAGGAGGAAGCCAGCAUCUUGGGCCGGAAGAUCGUGGAACUGGAGGUGGAAAACCGUGGCCUCAAAGCAGAGAUGGAGGACAUACGGGUUCAGCAUGAGCGAGAGGGAACAGGCAGGGACCACGUGCCAAGCAUCCCUACCUCACCCUUCGGAGACUCAAUGGAGUCCUCCACAGAGCUCCGCCGGCACCUACAAUUUGUGGAAGAAGAGGCUGAGCUGCUUAGGAGAUCCAUAUCAGAGAUUGAAGACCAUAAUCGGCAGUUGACCCACGAGCUGAGCAAGUUCAAGUUUGAGCCUCACCAGGAGUCAGGGUGGCUUGGGGAUGGUGUAUCUAAGGGCCCUGGGGCCAGUGUUCCCCUGCAGGAGGAGCUGAAGUCAGCCAGGCUACAGAUCGAUGAGCUGAGUGGGAAGGUACUGAAGCUGCAAUGUGAGAACCGGCUGUUGCUGUCCAAUGCCCAGCGGUGCGACCUUGCUGCGCAUCUGGGGCUACGUGCUCCGAGCCCCCGAGACAGUGACGCAGAGAGUGACACGGGCAAGAAAGAGAGCGAUGGGGAGGAGGGCCGCCUUUCCCAGCCAAAGCGAGAAGGCCCUGUGGGUGGGGAGAGUGACUCGGAGGACAUGUUCGAAAAGACCUCAGGCUUUGGAAGUGGAAAGCCUUCAGAGGCGAGUGAGCCAUGUCCGUCAGAACUCCUAAGGGUCCGGGAGGACACCGAGUGCCUGGUGACCAUAAAGCUGGAGGCCCAGCGGCUUGAGCGGACUGUGGAGCGCCUCAUCUCUGACACAGAUGGCUUCAUCCAUGACUCAGACCUGCGGGGCAAUGGAUCAGCCUCACCUGGAGUCCAAGGUGAAGGUGAGGGCAAAAGCCCGAAUGAGCCCCAUUUGUUGGAGACCAUCAAUGUGAGGAUGAAGGCUUUCAGGAAAGAACUGCAGGCCUUCCUGGAGCAGAUGUCCCGGAUUGUGGAUGGUCUCUCGCCCUUAUCCCACCUCACAGAGUCAUCCAGCUUCCUCUCCACUGUGACUUCUGUGUCCCGAGACUCCCCCAUCGGGACCCUGGGGAAGGAGCUGGGCCCAGACUUGCAGUCCAAACUGAGAGAGCAGCUGGAAUGGCAGCUCAAUCAGGAUCGAGGGGAUGAGCGAGAGGGCCUACGCCUCCGAGCCACUCGGGAGCUGCAUCGUCGAGCUGAUGGGGAUUCCGGGAGCCACGGGCUGGGAGGCCAGAGCUGUUUCAACCUAGAGAUGGAGGAGGACCAUCUCUACGCCCUGCGGUGGAAGGAACUGGAGAUGCACAGCCUGGCCCUACAGAACACCCUUCACAAGCGAACCUGGAGUGAUGAGAAGAAUAUGCUGCAGCAAGAGCUCCGGUCCUUGAAGCAGAACAUUUUCCUCUUCUAUGUCAAGCUCAGGUGGCUGCUGAAACACUGGCGCCAAGGGAAGCAGAUGGAGGAGGGAGGAGAGGAUUUCUCGGAGAGCGAACAUCCAGAGAAUGUGCCUGGGCUUGCUGAGCUUGGAGUCCAGGGCUGUCACCAGAGAGAUGGGACAGAUCAAGAGGACGCUGACCAAGGCUGUGGCCUUCCCAUGGGAGAGCAUGUCCCACACUCCCCGGUACAGAUCAGCGAACAUGGAUCACGGCUGCAGACUGCAGAUGGGGUACCACUCAAUAAACAGGUGGUGGAAAACCAGCAGCUCUUCAGGGCCCUCAAGGCCCUGCUGGAAGACUUCCGUUCGGAGCUGCGCGAAGAUGAACAUGCGCGGCUGCGGCUACAGCAGCAGUACGCCAGCGACAAGGCUGCGUGGGAUGUGGAGUGGGCUGUGCUCAAGUGCCGCCUAGAACAGCUGGAAGAGAAGACUGAGAAAAGCUUGGGAGAGCUGGACUCCUCUGCUGAGGGCAAAGGGGCCUUGAAGAAGGAGAGAGAGGUACACCAGAAACUGCUGGCUGACAGCCAUGGACUGGUCAUGGACCUGCGCUGGCAGAUCCAUCACCGAGAGAAGAACUGGAACCGGGAGAAGGUGGAGCUGCUGGAGCGUCUAGACAGCGAGCGGCAGGAGUGGGGGCGGCAGAAGGAGGAGCUCCUAUGGCGGGUGGAGCAGUUACAGAAGGAGAAGAGUCCCCGGAGAAGCGGCAGUUUCCUCUGCAGCCGAAGAGAAGAUGACACCCAGACUUACCCACACCAAGGGAGCCUACACCCAUCCCGACCUGUGUCCAUGUGGCCCUGUGAAGACACUGACUCCAUUUCAUUUGAAGACCGGCCGCUUUCCAAACUGAAGGAAUCAGACAGAUGCUCAGCCAGUGAGAACUUGUACUUGGAUGCUUUGUCCCUGGAUGACGAUCCAGAGGAUCCGCCACCCCUCAGGAACUGCCUUGCCAAGGAAGAAGAAAGUCGCAAGGGAAAUCUUCAAAGGGCUGUCUCUGUGUCCUGUAUGUCUGAGUUCCAGCGUCUGAUGGACGUCUCUCCGUUCUUGCCUGAGAAGGGCCUACCAUCUGCCAGCAGCAGGGAGGAUGUCACUCCACCCUUGUCUCCUGAUGACCUGAAGUACAUCGAGGAGUUCAACAGCAAAGACUGGGACUACACAUCCCCCAGAGCUGGGGCCGAUCGGCCUCCAGACCUCUGGGAAGACAGGACCGAGGUGGGGAGGGGAGGGCAUGAGGCCACCCCAGAGCCUUGUCCCGACUCCUCCUGGUACCUGACCACAAGUGUCACCAUGACUACAGACACCAUGACCAGCCCAGAGCACUGCCAGAAACAGCCACUGCGGACCCAUGUCCUCACUGAGCAGUCUGGGGUGCAUGUGCUGCACAGCCCGCCUGCCAUUCGCCGGGUUGACAAUAUAGCGUCAGGUGGUGAGGGCAGGAGCCGAGUGGACCCUGAGGGCCCCUUUCCUAUGAGCAGAGCAAGAGGGAACCUGGCAGAUGCCAAAGGAGGUCAUCCAGAACCUAUGCUCAACAGGUGGUCUUGCACCCCACCCAGACACCCCCGAGACUGUGUGGAGGGGUCUCUCUGCCCCCUUGACAGACCCAUCUGCCCCUCCCUGGGAUAUGCCUCCACUUUGAACAGCCUGGAUAUGUCUAAGAACAUGAGUGAUGACAUGAAGGAGGUAGCCUUUUCUGUCAGGAAUGCCAUCUGCUCUGGUCCUGCCGAGCCACCAGUCAGGGAUAUGGCCUGCCAGACCAAUGGGUCCAGGACAGCAGGGACACAGACCAUCCAGACAAUCAGUGUGGGCCUGCAGACUGAGGCCCUACGUGCCAGUGGCGUCACCAGCAGUCCCCACAAGUGUCUCACGCCAAAAGCCGGAGGUGGCACCACACCCGUGUCUUCUCCUUCCCGCAGCCUUAGGAGCAGACAGGUGGCCCCUGCCAUUGAGAAGGUGCAGGCCAAGUUUGAACGCACCUGCUGCUCCCCAAAGUAUGGUUCUCCCAAACUUCAGAGAAAGCCCCUCUCAAAAAAUGACCAGCCAAAUAGCAGGACCUCACCAGGCAUGCCCCAGAAAGGGUUCAGCGAGUCAGCCUGGGCCCGCUCUACCACCACAAGAGAGAGCCCUGUGCACACUACCAUCAAUGAUGGCCUCUCCAGCCUCUUCAACAUCAUCGACCACAGUCCUGUCGGGGUGCGGGCUGGGAGCCGAUCUCGAUCAGCAGAACCUCGACAGGAGCUGGGUCCAGGCCAGGAAACAGGCACCAGUUCCAGAGGAAGGUCGCCUAGCCCCCUAGGGGUAGGCUCAGAAAUAUACAGGGAGGAUGGGGGAGAGAGCACACCAGUGAGACAGGACUUAUCUGCACCCCCUGGCUACACACUCACUGAGAAUGUGGCCCGGAUCCUCAACAAAAAGUUGUUGGAGCAUGCCUUAAAGGAGGAGAGGAAGCAAGCCACCCAUGGCUCCUCAGGUCUCACCAAUGACAGCCACACAGGAGAAGCAGUGCCAGCUGAACCAGGAUCCAUGGAGAACCAAACUGUCUUACUAACUGCCCCAUGGGGACUCUAGCCCUGCCUGCCUCACACUGAACUGCCUUGUUCUGCGCUCGCGCCCUCCCUAGAGCCCUGCUUCUCCAGGCCAGAGAGACCAGCAAACCGCCGCCUUCCAUCCCGUUGGGCCCCACCUUCCCCCACUGCCUCACAGUCUCAGUCACCCGGAGACCCAGUGUCCUUGGAGGAACGCGGUGAGGAGGACCCGACAGAGGAGAAGCUGCACCUGCGACAGGAUGCAAGCUUGCAUGGAUGAUCACCGGGAUAAUUCACUGUAAUUUACAUAACCAGACCAUCACCACCAUCCACCAACCUCUGCCCCAAAGGAAAGAUGUAGCUCUCUCAAAGUCAAAGGAUGCUUUUAAAACACACACGGCUACUGAAUGUUCAACCUGGUAAACUGAGAUGUUUCGGGAAUGAAACAGUAAACGUGCCUGUAAUAAUUUUUUUCAUAGCUCAGAAAACUAUUUUUGUCUCCAUCUUUUUUACACACGAUAUAUUAAACAAAAAGGUAAAUAAGGUAUAAAUAGAUUUAAAGAGUUUUAAAAUGUACAUUUUAAGAGAUUUUCAAACACCCUUGUUCUCAGUUCCGCCUGCCUGUUGAAUUUGCACUGUUCCAUUCUGGUUGGGUUUCUCCAUGCUGAGUUCAGAGUGUUCUAAGUUAAAUUUUAUUUCGUCCAGUCUUAAUUUUUUUUUUAGGAGUCUUUCUUAAUGCUUCAGACUGUCUAACUCAGUGAACUUUUUGUAGUGAAAAGGCCAGAAGGCCAGAAGACAAGAGUGUCCGUAAUCUGGAAGGAUGCAGGUCAACAUUUCUGAAAAGGUACAGAGCCCUUCAGAUGGACUCUGCGUGACCCAUCUACCCAGCCUGACCGCACAUCCUUGGGCACCUGUACAUAAACUGCCCUGUCCCUGCCCUCGCCUGCGUGUGCGUUGGUCCGGUCCACUGUAACUCAUUGUGAAGUUCCUUGUACUGUAUGUACUGUUGCUGUUGGUCCCUUGUACCAAUGAGACAACAGCGCCAUUUUUAAAUUAUUGUUAAAACAUUACCUGAUGGUGUACAAAGCUCACUCGACAUUUUCUUGUUUAAGGAAAAGCACUACAGAAAAUCCGGAGGAGAUCAAACUGAGACAGACAAAGGUGCCUCAGGGUCUUCCUGAGACCAUGGUGAAAUGGAAAUAAAGUCCUUACAAGGAAGAAACA
Messenger RNA from Grammomys surdaster, 7252 nucleotides. RefSeq names its product microtubule crosslinking factor 1 (gene Mtcl1). NCBI's taxonomy places the organism in Eukaryota, Metazoa, Chordata, Mammalia, Rodentia, Muridae. The coding region runs from base 396 to 6071 and encodes 1891 amino acids. Gene Ontology annotation, cellular component: apicolateral plasma membrane; midbody; lateral plasma membrane. The transcript has 15 exons. Gene Ontology annotation, biological process: microtubule bundle formation; establishment or maintenance of epithelial cell apical/basal polarity; regulation of autophagy. Gene Ontology annotation, molecular function: microtubule binding. The record is from RefSeq and is a predicted model, not a curated record.